AUGCACCCGGCGCGCAAGAGCGGCAGCAACCCUAAAGCCCUGGAAGUCUACACGAGGGCUGGUGGCUUCAAAUCGGGCAGUGCUCUCGACGGCAACUUCGGCAACUUGCUGACUCGAGAUCCGGCCCACUGGACCUGCCCAAGCAUCGCAGACAUGGCGCAUGGUACAUGCAGCGAAGACUUCGGAGGGUGGGGAGAUCGCUUCGUUCAGCUCGGAGACUGGCGCUUGGCUGCCAUCGAUGAGGACAACUUCGCCUUCGCGCAUAAGAACGGCGAGAAUGCAGAGGUCUUUAAGAGCGAUGGCAACCGCGUGACGGGACCCUUCAGUGACCGUGUCUGGCGAAGGCCCCUUGGCUUUCCCCACGGCAUCACCUUCGGCCAGAACUUUAUCCAGAUAGGCAGCUUCCGCCUGGCAGCGCUGGACGACAACCACAUGUCCAUCUCUCACCAGAACGGCCAGACUCCGAAGAUCUGGAAACACGAUGCGACCACGGUGACCGGACCCCAGACGCACUGGAAUGCCUGGAAAGGCAACAAGGCCGUCACCGCAGGCCCUCCGGCAGGCGUCGGGUACGGAAACAGGUACUUGCAACUUGGUAAGUUCCGCAUCGGAGUCGCAGACGAUAGCGGCGUAUGGCUCUUCGUGACCCACACGGACGACGGUGAUGGCAAGACCGUGGAGGCCUGGAAAUCAGAUGGCACCGUCCAUGCAGGCCGGCGCCGACGCGAUUGGUCGCCCGCCCUGAACCGUCGGAACACACAGUGGCACUGUGGCAACAUCCAGGAAAAUCUCGGAUCCUGCAGUGGGAUCACCGCAGGUCCCGGCUUCAUCCAAUUCGGGGACUGGCGCCUGGCGGCUAUCAGCUCUGAGUACUUCUCCAUCUCACACCGCUCCGGACAAACCGCCAUGAGAUUCAAGUCGGAUGGGACCUAUUCCGCAGGGCCUCGCCAAGACCAUAAUGGUUGGGACGAUCGCGAGUCCGGGUAUGUGCCUGCGGGGGACCUGCAGGAGGUGAAGAUCGGAGAUCGUUUCAUCCAGUUCGGCAAGUUCUGGCGGCUGGGCGAAGUAAGCGAAGACAAGCUCUCCAUUUCCCAUAAAAGCGGCCAGACGCCGCUGGUCUUUCAGAAGGAUGGCACCUUGCUAGAGGGGCCCAGCAGAAGCAACAACCUUUUCAAUCGUCGCUACGCGGGUGAGCCCAAGGGGGUCACCUUCGGUGAUCGCUUCGUGCAGAUCGGCGUCUUCCGGCUUGGAGACGUGAAUAGGGAUACUUUCUCUAUUGCGCAUGUGAAUGCCGCCACGCUCAACGAGCGCUUCACGAAAGAUGGGCACCACCAAAGGAGCAAUGGGAACGGAGACAUGACGACGCUUGGGCGUCCUUUGCAAUACUGCAAGGUUAUCACCGACAAGCCUCGUCUAUUCAGCUUCGACACAUUGUAUACCUUCUACAACCCGCAGCACGGGCGCUACCUGAGUUUGAACGGGCACGCAGACAUCCUCUCCGUGGAGGCCAAUGGGCCCGAGGACUUGCCCCUCUGGCGCACCAACGAGCGCUUUGCGGUUGUGGAUGCUGGGAAUGGCCUCGUCGCGCUGCACAACGCCAGGUGGAACAGGUUCAUGAAGAUGAGCCAAAGUCAGAUGAUGGCGUCUCCUGUCAAGGCUGCGAGUCGGCUCCCCGCCAGCGGCUGGCACAGCGAGUACUUUCAAAUCGUCGAUGCUGGCGAUGGGACGGUGGGACUCCACAACCCCCACCAGAACCGUUUCGUGCAAAUGCGCCCUGACGGCACCGUGCAAGCCACCGAUGAGAGGAAUUGGGAUCAGCUGAGAAGGCAUACUUGGAGCUAUGAGCGCUUCUACAUGGUGCCGGUGACGAACUAUCUUCAGCCGGGCACCUGGGUAUCUCUGUGGAACCCAACUGCCAAGCGUUUCCUCCAAAUGGACAGCGGAACCCGAAUGGAAGGUGGACCCGCUAACAUGGCCGCCAAUGCCCUCAGCGAUGGACAUCAGUGGGGUUCUUGGGAGCGGUUCAGGGUGGUUGAUGCCGGCGAAGGAAGGGUUGCGCUGCACAGCUACAAGCAUAACAAGUACGUGCGAAUGAUAUGGAAUGGACACGAACAUCGGAUGACUGUGAGCUCGUCAUCUCCUACCACCAGCGUCGAGCUGCCGAACGGUUGGGCGGGCGAGAUGGGGUUCGUGCCGGUACCCCUCAACCCGGACAACAACGAGAUCGCCUUGUGGCAUCCUGGUCAUCGUCGUGCUAUCAAGAUGAGUGGGCAGACCGUCUCGGCCAGCGCGGACUGUUCCGCUCAGGACUUGAACCGUGGAUGGACUGGUGAGACCUUCCGGGUGAUGCCGCUACCAGAUCCGAGGCUCAGGUAG
Molecule: messenger RNA, 2376 nt
Organism: Symbiodinium sp. CCMP2456
Lineage: Eukaryota; Dinophyceae; Suessiales; Symbiodiniaceae
Source: the annotation of a GenBank genome assembly